GAGAGAUAACGGCACACACGACGACCUCCACCCUACCGGGCCCUUAUCGUCUACCCCUAGCCCUGCCUGGGCACUACUUGGUGUCGCAGGCUCGGGCCAGCAUUAGAGCUCCUGAACCUAGAUGUGGACGACAAUGCGGCGCGGGUCAGCCUGGCUGGGGACACUGCACUGCGCCGAGGUGCGGGGACCCGGGCCGAGGGGCGGAGCGGCGCGUGCGCACAAGGGCGCCGCGGGAAGUUGGAGAUCGACAGGCCCGGCAGCUGGUCUGGGGGACCGCCGGGGCAUGGGCUUGGCGACAGGCCUGGCGCGGCGGCUGCGGGCGGCGCUGCGGGAGGAGGAGUUGCGGGCAGUGGAGGAGCUGCUGCGCCGUGGUGCUGACCCCAACCUGGUGCUCGAGGAUGGCGCGGCGGCCAUGCACCUGGCGGCCAGAGCCCAGCACCCGCGGAGUCUGUGUUGCCUCGAGGCCCUGCUGCGCCGAGGCGGGGACCCCAACACUCGAUCGGCCGAGGCGCUGACGCCGCUGCACGUGGCCGCUGCCUGGGGCUGUCGCCGCGGCCUGGAGCUGCUGCUGAGCCAGGGAGCGGACCCCGCGCUGCGCGACCAGGACGGACUCCGGCCUCUGGACCUGGCCGAGCAGCAGGGGCACCAGAACUGUGUGCGUGUCCUGCGGGAGCUGGAGGCUCGGACCAGGACCCCGACACGGACCCGGGCAGACCCCCAGGAGCCCGAGCCCGAGCCAAAGCCUGGCAGCCCAGGCCCUUGGGGAAAGGGGCUGAAUAUCAGCCCCUCUGGACCUCCCAGUGUGACACUGGACUCCACAACACUGGGCAGAGGUGAUGGCAAGGACAUGAGCCUGGAGGCUGGCCCUGGACCCCCCAGCCUCCUUGCCCACCCUGAGAUUGCUGACACAGAUGGCAGCUUGGAGUCCCCCCUAGGGCGCUGGGACUGCAGCUCAGUUGCCUCCUUUGUCACCGCGGUUGAGGCCUCUGGAGCUGAGGACCCAACCGCCCACACGUCCCCCUGGGCUGGUGUCCGACCCUCCCAGAAGGUGCCAAGAUCUUCGGGUACCCCACAGCAGGAACAUGGAGCCCUCGUGGAGGGCAGGGAGGCAGAACUAAAUGCCCGUCUGCAGGCCCUGACUCUGACCUUGCCAGAUGCCUCCCCCUCCCCCAAGUUCUUCCCAGACAGGAGCCCAGCCCAUAGUGCCCCUUGGGAACCACUGCCUGGACCCUCUGACUUCCACAUCCCAAAAGAUGACCAGUUGUCCCUCGACAGUGAUGUGGCUGCCCUCUGGCUGACAGAGGAUGAGGCGAGCGCCACAGGUGGCAGGGACCCCAUCCCCUCUUGCCAGUGCCCACCAGACCCCACCAUGUCUGACCUGGAGCUGCUGCAAGGGCUCCGGGCACUUGGCAAGAGCCGCGGUACCAUCACAUCCUUCACCCGGCCGUACUACCUCCAACCACUAGAAGAAGCCCGGGCUGCUCCUGGCCCAGAAUUCUCAGGGCACAGCCCAGAGCUGGCCAAAGCCCUGCGGACCGGCCGUAUCCCAGAUGCCCAGGCAGAUGAGGAUGCACUUGCCAAGCAGUUUGAGCGGCCAGAACCCACCAGACGGUGGCGGGAGGGGGUCAUGAAGUCCAGCUUCACAUAUUUGCUGCUGGACCCCAGGAAGACUCAGAACCUUCCAGCCCGAGCCUCCUCACUGACACUGGCUGAAUGCCUUCGGAUUUUUGUCCAUGCCAUCUUCUACGUGGGCAAGGGAACACGGGCCCGGCCGAACGUCCACCUCUGGAAGGCCCUUAGCCACCGAGGGUGGCCAGGAAAACAGGCCUGCCCCAAGGUGCGCCAGAUCUUAGACAUUUGGGCCAGUGGUCGUGGUGUUGUCUCCCUGCAUUGCUUCCAGCAUGUGGUUGCUGUGGAGGCUUACACUCGAGAAGCAUGUCUUGUGGAUGCUCUAGGGAUCCAGACGCUGACCAACCAGAAGCAAGGACACUGCUAUGGAGUGGUGGCUGGCUGGCCACCCACCCGGCGCCGCCGCUUGGGGGUGCAUCUGCUGCACCGUGCCCUCCUUGUCUUCCUGGCUGAGGGUGAGCGAGAGCUACGACCCCAGGACAUCCAGGCCCGUGGCUGAGCACUGGGGAACUGGCCAUCCAGCCUAUGUCGAGAUCAGGGUGUUUGAAUGUUCCAGCUUCCCCGCGCUGAGAGCAGCCCCCCGUCUCCAGCUGCAGGAGGCUGGUGGGGGAGCAGCAGGA
Molecule: messenger RNA, 2249 nt
Organism: Balaenoptera musculus (blue whale)
Lineage: Eukaryota; Metazoa; Chordata; Mammalia; Artiodactyla; Balaenopteridae
Gene: ANKLE1
Product: ankyrin repeat and LEM domain containing 1
Exons: 9
Coding region: 122-2128 (668 amino acids)
Molecular function (GO): endonuclease activity; protein binding
Source: RefSeq, a predicted model, not a curated record